Rubroshorea leprosula is the source of this 704-nucleotide messenger RNA. Lineage: Eukaryota; Viridiplantae; Streptophyta; Magnoliopsida; Malvales; Dipterocarpaceae. The record is from the annotation of a GenBank genome assembly.
GUAUUGUUAUUAUUAUUUGGAUAGUUGUGAAGUUUUGGGUUUCCUUUGUUUUUGAUGACUUUAGGAGGGAUCUUCCACAAUUUACAUUUACUCUGUUCAUUCUAGCUGAAUAUUAAUUUGUUUUGCUUGUCUCAGUCAAGAAGGAAGCGGCCCAGAACUCCAACACCAGGGCACUAUCUUGGGCUGAAAAGUACCAGGGAUUAUGGCCGGGGUGACCGUGGUAGGUACCGUGGAGGUCGUGGUGAUGAUUAUGGCUAUCGUAGGUCUCCAAGGCACUCACCCUAUCGAGGGCAUGAUUAUUCUCCAAGAUACUCUCCCCAUGUUGGAAGAUCAAGGAGGGAGCGCUCAUAUUCUCCUUAUUCCCGUGGCUCUCGGUGAUGAUGCUGUUGUCUCCUUGUUCAUGGUAUCCCUCUAGUGGAGGAUUGGAAAAACGAAACCUAGGCUUAAUUAAUGUUUCUUACUGUUAUUUUGGGUUUCAUGGAGACUGACUGUUUUUAUUGGUGGUGAUCCGUAGUUUUAAUCUUAGGCUUUAAUUAAUAUUUCCGACUGUUAUUUUGGGUUUCUUGGAGACGACUGUUGCAUUUGUUGCAAGUCGUGUUCUGAACUAUCUAUUACGGGCAAUCAGCCAAAUGAAGGGUGGAUUUUAUCUUAUGUUCUAUAAUUCUGUUUAGACACAGCAUCUCCUGCUGUUUUCAACUCUUCAU